Messenger RNA from Antechinus flavipes (yellow-footed antechinus), 1807 nucleotides. Its product is annotated as alpha-enolase. The transcript has 12 exons. Gene Ontology annotation, molecular function: magnesium ion binding; phosphopyruvate hydratase activity. The coding region runs from base 109 to 1413 and encodes 434 amino acids. Gene Ontology annotation, biological process: glycolytic process. NCBI's taxonomy places the organism in Eukaryota, Metazoa, Chordata, Mammalia, Dasyuromorphia, Dasyuridae. Gene Ontology annotation, cellular component: phosphopyruvate hydratase complex. The record is from RefSeq and is a predicted model, not a curated record.
GGUUCCCUGGGGUGAGUUCGCCCAUUUAACGCUCCCUCUCGGCGUAUCUAGGUCCCUCGGCCUCUGUUCUCUGACCCCAGCGGAGGAAAUCUUGUCCAGAAAUUCAACAUGUCUAUCCUCAGGAUCUACGCCAGAGAGAUCUUCGACUCUCGUGGAAACCCCACUGUUGAAGUUGAUCUCUACACUGGAAAAGGUCUCUUUCGAGCUGCUGUGCCCAGUGGUGCUUCCACCGGUGUCCAUGAAGCCCUGGAACUCCGGGACAAUGAUAAGACCCGCUAUAUGGGGAAAGGUGUCUCAAAAGCGGUUGAGCACAUCAAUAAAACUAUUGCCCCAAGCCUGGUUAGCAAGAAACUGAAUGUUGUGGAACAGGAGAAAAUCGAUAAGUUAAUGAUAGAAAUGGACGGCUCUGAAAAUAAAUCUAAAUUUGGUGCAAAUGCCAUAUUGGGAGUGUCUCUGGCUGUUUGUAAGGCUGGAGCUGCUGAGAAAGGUGUCUCCCUGUAUCGCCAUAUUGCUGACCUUGCAGGCAAUAGUGAAGUCAUCCUUCCAGUUCCAGCCUUCAAUGUGAUCAAUGGUGGCUCCCAUGCUGGUAACAAGCUGGCCAUGCAGGAGUUCAUGAUCCUCCCUGUUGGAGCAGCAACUUUCAAGGAGGCCAUGCGCAUUGGGGCUGAGGUCUACCACAACUUGAAGAACGUGAUUAAGAAGAAAUAUGGACAGGAUGCCACUAACGUAGGGGACGAGGGUGGCUUUGCUCCUAACAUUCUAGAGAAUAAAGAAGCUCUGGAGCUGCUGAAAGAAGCCAUUGGUAAAGCCGGUUAUACUGAUAAGGUUGUGAUUGGUAUGGACGUGGCUGCCUCAGAAUUCUUCCGCUCUGGGAAAUAUGACUUGGAUUUCAAGUCUCCUGAUGAUCCCAACCGAUACAUCUCUCCUUCUGAGCUCGGGGACCUCUACAAGACCUUCAUCAAGGACUAUCCAGUGGUGUCCAUUGAAGAUCCCUUUGACCAAGAUGACUGGGGGGCUUGGAAGGAUUUCACUGCCACUGCAGGCAUCCAGGUGGUAGGGGAUGAUCUCACAGUGACCAAUCCCAAGCGCAUUGAAAAGGCUGUGAAUGAGAAAGCCUGCAACUGCCUUCUCCUCAAAGUGAACCAGAUUGGCUCCGUGACCGAGUCUCUCCAGGCGUGCAAGCUGGCACAGUCCAAUGGGUGGGGAGUAAUGGUUUCCCAUCGUUCUGGAGAGACUGAAGACACCUUCAUUGCAGACCUGGUGGUGGGUCUCUGCACUGGGCAGAUCAAGACUGGUGCCCCUUGCCGAUCUGAGCGUCUAGCCAAGUAUAACCAGCUUCUUAGAAUCGAGGAAGAACUGGGCAGCAAGGCUAGGUUUGCCGGAAGGAACUUCAGAAAUCCUCAGGCCAAGUAAACUGCUUGGCAGGGAAGCCUCCGAGCUAAAAGCUAGCAGGCUCCAGUCACCUCCGUAGAAGUCUGCUCCUGUCCUGCGAGUGGGCAGCGCCAAGUACUAGACCAGUUUUGUUCUGGGGGCAGGGGCCUCUGCUGUGUAACUUCCCUCUCCCCUCCACCUCUCUGUGAUGUUCUCACUGCUUCCUUAGAACUGUCUUAUCAGAGACUGUCCCUGAUCAUCUGCACCUCUGUCAGAAGGCCUUAUUGUCUUGUGACUGGGCUAAAGUGACCUGUUCUCACCCCUCCCUUGUUGGUAUGUGGAGCCAUAUGUUUGUGAUGCAGCCCCAAAAAGCCCACAGGCAGAUCCUUAGUGGCUUCUCUGUGCAGAAUAAAAGUAUUCAGUAACCCUCUGGAAA